AUGGUGGUUCAUGCUGCGGCAUCCAUUGGUGAGAAUUAUAGAAGGAAUAACCCUUGCCUUUUCAAGGGUCUUGCUUCUACCUCUCAAGUUAUUCGCUGGUCUCCUCCUCCUACUGGCUUCGCCAAGCUCAAUUUCAAUGGUUCUGUUGUCAACAAUAAGAAAGCAGCUGCUGGUUUUGUUAUCAAGGAUCAUGAUGGUUCUCCCCUUUUUGCUGGUGUGAGAGCUAUUGGUCAUGCUUCUGUCCCCAUUGCUGAAGGAAGUGCUGUUCGUGAUGGUCUUUAUCAUGCCUUCCUCCUUAACUGUCGAAAGCUUUAUGUCGAAGGUGACUCCAAGUUAAUUAUAGACUCCAUCAACAAAAAAUGUGCUCCUCCUUGGCGUCUUCGUACUCUUGUGAAAGACAUCCUGAGUCUGGCUAGCAAUUUCGAAGCUGUUUCCUUCUCUUAUGGUCCCAGGGAAGCCAACUUCGUUGCUGAUGCUGUUACAAAUAUGGGUCAUAGAUCAUCUACUCCUAUCACUUGGUCCAAAAAGUUUCCGUUCUCAGCUUUGUCUGCUUUUAAUUUUGAUCAGUUUAGUUUUGGUUGUAAUAUGGGCUUUAAGUUGUAA
Messenger RNA from Rosa rugosa (rugosa rose), 603 nucleotides. RefSeq lists its product as uncharacterized. The coding region runs from base 1 to 603 and encodes 200 amino acids. Gene Ontology annotation, molecular function: RNA-DNA hybrid ribonuclease activity; nucleic acid binding. NCBI's taxonomy places the organism in Eukaryota, Viridiplantae, Streptophyta, Magnoliopsida, Rosales, Rosaceae. The transcript has a single exon. The record is from RefSeq and is a predicted model, not a curated record.